AUGAAGGUCGCGCUCUCUUCGGCCUUGAUCGCCCUGUCUCUGACGCUCGUCGCGGCGCCGAUCGAGGUGGCUGAAGCGACCCCGAUCCUGGACAAGCUGGCCGACAAGAUCGGACGGUUCGUCAGCAAGCCCCGAAGUUUUACGAGCGCCAUCUACGCGCGCGCCACGCCGGACCAGAUUGUCACUUCGACGGGCGCCAGGCCCGCCGGCCAGGCCAAUGCGCUGGGGCGGUACAACGUCUACCUCGACUCCAAGUCCGACACCGUCUGCUGGGACAUCCUGCUCGAAGGCGUGACGGGCGAGUACAUGUCGCCCGCCAGGACGGCUACGCACAUCCACCAGGCGCCGCGCGGAGCGGCCGGCCCGCCUCGGAUCGCCUUUCCCAACCCCGAGUUCGUCAAGACGCUGGCGGGCAAGGAGAUCCGCCAGUCCAAGGGCUGCAUGAAGGGGCCCUUCGUCACCGGCAUCAAGGCGCCCGCCGGCGAUCCCAACGGUGUGGACACGGGUUCCGCCAGCGGGUUCCGGGUGGGCGACAUCGAGGCCAACGUGGCCAACUUCUUCGGAGACGCGCACACCAAGCAGUUCCCGGACGGCGCGGUCCGGGGCCAGUUUAUUCCGUCCGAACGACCCGUCAAGGCGCCCCGCGAGUUUACCUCGGUCCUGCGCACUCGUGCCUCGCCCGACCAGGUCGUCAACCCGAGCGGGACGGUGGGUGUGGGCCAGCCGGGCGCCAAGGGCACGUUCGAGUUCAAGAUCAACACGCACCACGACAUCCUCUGCUACCGCAUCGAGGUCUCGGGCGUCACCGGAGACUACCUCUCGCCCGCCAAGACGGCGACGCACGUCCACCAGGCCGCCCGCGGCGCCAACGGCCCGCCUCGACUGGCCUUCCCCAACCCGCAGCCCGCCUGGUGGGCGUGGAACAAGAAGACGGCCAAGCGCACCUCGUCCGGAUGCAUCAAGGGCCCCUUCACCACGGGCCUCGUCGGUGCCGACGGCAGCGAUACCGGAUCCCAGAGCGGAUUCAGCCUCCAGCAGCUUCAGGACAACCCGAGCGCCUUCUUUGCCGAUACCCACACCGAGGCCUUCUCGGCGGGUGCUGUCCGCGGCCAGCUUGAGCGCGUCAAGUGA
Pseudozyma flocculosa PF-1 is the source of this 1131-nucleotide messenger RNA. RefSeq lists its product as uncharacterized. Bases 1 to 1131 code for a protein of 376 amino acids. The transcript has a single exon. The record is from RefSeq and is a predicted model, not a curated record. Lineage: Eukaryota; Fungi; Basidiomycota; Ustilaginomycetes; Ustilaginales; Ustilaginaceae.